CUUCACUCUCGCAAACCACAUCCCGCCUGCCGCAUCGUUUCGAUUUGCACUGCUUUCGUUGAACGUGCAUGCUUGUUUCCUGCGCUCCUAGCGUCAUACUGUUUAGUAACUCUAGACUUCCCUACAGCGAACCAAGCGGACCCGAAUACUCGCGCAGCCCUGUGACGACCCUGUCUCAAACAGUCGACACCUCCAGCACCCCCCGAGGGUCUCACCUAUCGCCAUGGUCCGCAAUGGCAGUCCGUCGCCGGCGGACAACUUUCCGCUAGGUCAUUCCGCGACAUCCCCCCAACCUCAACCUUCGAAGCGCGACAAACGACGCAACAUGCUCGCCGAGAAGCUUGCGGAGAUGAUGGCCACAUUCUCCGACAAUAGGGACAGCCAUUACAGAGCCCAGCUUGCCGCGCUACAAGCCGACAUCAACCUGAUUAUGAAGGCGGAUCCAUAUGCGAACCAGCCGCUCGAAGACGGCGGCGAAGAGGCCACAGAGCUCAUCUCGCAAAUCAUGGGGAACAACGUACCUACCGCACCAAGCGCCGGUACCGAUUACAUUGCGCAAUGUGGAAAACACUAUUCGCGAUUUGUAGAUGCCGUCAAUGAUGCGAUGGAAGAGCGCGACUACAACCUGACAAUGCUCUGGAACAAGCACGAGAACACGAAGAACGAGAUCGAAAACUCGCACUACUACAAAGUCCAAAUCGCCGAAGAAGAGCACAAGCUGCUCGCUGCCACCAUCCGCGAACGACUCGUCGCAAGCAUACAACAACGGACAAACCGACUGAAGCGAGAGAAGGAGCAACUCGACCUAUCCGACAGCAAUGCGAUGCUCCUCCACCCCAAUCAAUUCAGCAUAGGGCAUCCUGCAAGCCCUGGUGGUCCACAAGCCCCUCGGAAGACUAGGAGAACAGGACACAAAUUUGGCGACGCCGAGGAUAUGGCUGCUGCUACCGAGCACAAGCGAAAGCGCAAGCUGUACGAAGACCAGGACAACGAUUCCCCAGGUCCUUCUGGUCGCCCUACCGAGAUGGGCAUCGGCUCACCCUUCCGCGAAGCCAAAGCGCGCACCAUCAAUGCCCAGUUCGAGUCGUCUGCAUACUCCCUCGAACGCUUGUUCAGCGAGAAGGAGCUCAACAUGGCUAUGAACCAAGCCACCAUGGCCGCCUCCCACUUUUUCGCCAAGAUGAAGAACACAGAGGCUGCACCGCAGGAAGCCACAACAAACGGCAACACCAAUGGCACAAACGGCGACCACGCUUCCGAAAACGGCGACGCCAUGGAUCAGGACCAAGAUUCUGACGACGUGCCCGGCGCGACGGAUAUGAUGCGCCAACACUCGUCGAACCCUCACGCUACCCGCGGCGCCACACGCUCAGCACUGAACCCCACGGCAGCCAUCGUCAGCGGACAAAUACCCCCAUUCAUCUACAACCCGCCAUUCGUUCUGGAUGCCAAGAUCUUCCAGAAGAUUAACGCCUCAGCACCGCCACCACCUCCCCUUGGCGCACACGACAUCGAGCAAGAUCUGAAGCUGAUGCUUAGGGAAGCACCGCCAGACGACGAUAUCAACGAAAAGCUCCUGCAAGCCGCAUGCAACCCCGUCAAAGCGCGCGACUACCAAGUCCAGCCACCUAACUUCUCGGAGCCAGUCCACGAGAUGACGAGCGCUCUUAGGAGUACAGCGCCUCAUUUAGAGGUGGGCGCAAGCUUAGGUGGUGUUCCGAUGAGCGCGCAGAGCAGCAUGGCGGGGUGGUCAGACGCUGGUGGAAACACACCGCUGGGACGUUACGGCGACAGAGAUUCGCUGGCUGUUGGUGGCCACGGUGGCGGUGUUGCGAUGACACGGACAGCGAGUGGUAGCGGAAGGGGACGCGGCAGGGGACGUGCUUAGAAGGCCCGCCGUAUACUCUGACGUCCUUGUUCGCUUCCACAAUCUGUCUUAGGUUUCGCGAUUACGGUUUAUAUACCCAUUAUUGGCGUUUUGGUGCGGUGCAUGUAUGGCGCACUCCUCUUAUCGACUUGCGUUGUUAUCUCUUUCUGCUCACAUAGACAUUCCAGGGGGAGUUGUCUAUGUACGACGCUUCUUUGAAGCAUACCAGGAUUGGCUCAGUUGGUUCUACCAUGUCUGUAUUAUAGUACAUCAGGAUACGAAUAUAAUCAACGUAUUGGACUCUG
Messenger RNA from Alternaria alternata, 2172 nucleotides. RefSeq lists its product as hypothetical. Gene Ontology annotation, biological process: negative regulation of transcription by RNA polymerase II. The coding region runs from base 224 to 1888 and encodes 554 amino acids. Lineage: Eukaryota; Fungi; Ascomycota; Dothideomycetes; Pleosporales; Pleosporaceae. The transcript has 2 exons. Gene Ontology annotation, molecular function: histone deacetylase binding. Gene Ontology annotation, cellular component: Sin3-type complex. The record is from RefSeq and is a predicted model, not a curated record.